Amoebophrya sp. A25 is the source of this 1839-nucleotide messenger RNA. NCBI's taxonomy places the organism in Eukaryota, Dinophyceae, Syndiniales, Amoebophryaceae. The record is from the annotation of a GenBank genome assembly.
CGAAAGUGUGGACACAGCCAGAGCCCGAAUGCCGAAUACGAGCGUCGCCACAAGCGUAAUAGAAGAAGACGCGAUGAUCUCCUAAAUGGAAGUGGGAGGGCAACCAAAAGCGGCGCGGGAUUCAGCCAGGUGCUGCGUCAAGAUAGAUGUUAAAGAAAGACAAACUCAAACUUACGAAUUGCACUCUCAUACAACGACACCUAACGACUAUGAUCCAUUCAAUCAUAUGGUUGUAUAUACUGCGCUUCAUCAUAAUUAGUUCAUUCCACGAGACGGACAGAUGAUUCAUGAGAAGCAGCGAUAUUAGUGUUUCUCAAGAAAAGUACCAAAACCAAGCAAUGACACUUAAUGAGAGAGAAUGAAUGACACUGCAUUUAUUUUUAGAUAACACGACUCAGCUGAACAAGGCUUCACAGAAAUGUAAACGAUUACUAUACUUCAUUGAUACUUCCAUCCGAAAACCAAAUCCUUCGUAAAAAUCAUAGACUUAGUCAAAGUGCAAAGCAAAAGUAGAACAAGAAAGCGAUUUCUAACGACGAACCAAAAAUUUUUGGAAAAAGAACAAGAGGGUUUUCGGAACCUCCGUAACUGUAUUUGUUAAGUUGAUCAAAGACAAAGCCACUCUCCUCUUCGAUUACCACACGAAGUGAAUGUCAAUCAUAUCCGGUAUUCGAUAAUAUCCAUUCAGCACGCAGCAAUUAUGGGCAUUGCGCAGGUGAGUCAUUUUCUUUCUUUCGUUUCCGUUUCAGAAUCACAUAGAGGUAGGGAUAGUACUAGAGACGUGCUUAUCGAAAGCUUUUCGCCAAGCGAACGUUUACAACUCACCGCGAGCGAGUCGUGCACGUACGACAAGGAAUUUUGCGGCUUUACCAGCAGGGUACAUGAGGUGUCCAAUCACGAACAUCAUUUCAUUUGUAUUUGUGGCUACUUGGUUUUCAUUCACGGCUGAAUCAUCUGUCUAGAGGUCGACGAAGUUAAGCGUACACACUCACAGCAUAAGCAAUAGCAUGUCAUAGAAAAUUGUAACUUUCAACGUGCACAGAGUUGUAGAUUUUGAGCAAGGUCGCGUUCUUGGAGUAACACAAGUGGUCUCGGAGCGGUCAUUAGAAUGUUUUUUCAUUAACUAUGAUGCGUAGGUGGGUGCGUGUCGUUGUUUCAGUAGUUUAUGCGAUUGACUACAUGUAAGGGUAUCGCCGAUUCAUAUACUUUAUAACGACCGUGUUAGUGUGGUGCUCGAUAGAAGGGGCGGUGUCCGUGUGUUUCCACUUUUGACGCAGCACACAGGCAGCAGAUGGGCGACCCCGAAUGUACACGUUGCGAGACGCAUAGAAUGUAUCUAUUGUUACUUACCAUGUACAGACGAUUUUGUUAGUAUCUUGUUUUGGCAUUUUCAUGGCCAUCCAUUCAAGAAUGACCGCCCAGGACAGAAUGAAAUUGAUUUACUAGGCAAGUAUCCCAUGUAGUGUUUCUUUGUUCGUAGAGGUAUCGCCCAAAAAACCAAAACAUCUCAUUCAUCGUAACCUUGACAAACAUCGACGUCGGUAAUUUUUGGCUAAAUUCGGCACCUACUUGUCUCUCGAGCGUGCGUCGCCUUACGGGGAGCUUCGUGUUGUUUCCUUCUAGUGCAUACCUUAUCACAUAUUAUCAUCCGGAACUAACACCGAAUCGCCACUGCUCUUGUAGCGUGAAGAAGAGAUAUGGGAGAUCGCCCAUCAUCCAGAUGGAAGAAGCGUGAAGUACUUAUCCACGGCUGGUAGAGACGUGAAUAACCUCUCUCAGCCCUGUCGUUGGGCCUCCAAGUAGCGCGAGCCUCCUGGGUAGAUGCCGAAUUAUCUGUCA